UGUGGAUUCGUCCACACGCUUCAAAGUGUCUGGCUCACACUCGGCAAAACGCAAGUCGACUCCCAGCCAGGCGGGAGCAGCACACAGGCAGUUACGGGCUGAGCACAAUCUGAGCUCCACAACAGCGAUAUCCAGGAAGUCUGAGUGAGCCCACUCACUGACAGCAACGACACACACACACACACAGUAAUCGGUGUGAGGGCAUUCUGUGAGAUUUCGCUGCCUCCAGGAUUAUAUUACACUGUCCCCGCGCCCAGCAACAAAGGAAAUCUAAUCCCAACGGUGAUUUAAACCUCGGGAAAUUGGUCGGAUUGAUUGCAGAAGGAAAAGAAGACAGCGAAGAGUAAAAGUGCACAGGUACACCCAUCCUUCGAGUUUUUAAAGUCUUGCGUUUUGUCGCAGUCUUCUUCGAUUUGGUGUCAUUCGAACGUUAGAAUUUUAAUUCCAAUACCUGAGAGCAAGUCGUGUAUGUAAAUGAUGAGCAACAGUGGUCCUACCAACGACCCGUGUGAAAUAUCACUUCACACCUUCGGCCAGACUAGCUCUGCCAAGAUGCCCAAGCUGGUGGAGGUGCGAAUGGAUGAGUGUACCCUGGCUCCUGAGAAACCUGACAGUAAACUCCCACUGUGGAAACGGCUGGGAAAGAAUCUGAUGAAGAACCUGCUGCUGACUCUCACAGUGUUUGGUGUGAUAUUUGGAGCAUUGUGUGGAGGAUUGCUCCGAUAUGCAUCUCCCAUCCACCCCAAUAUUGUCAUGAUCAUAGCAUUCCCAGGUGACAUCCUUAUGCGGAUGCUGAAGAUGCUGAUUCUUCCUUUGAUCAUCUCCAGUUUAAUCACAGGCUUAUCUGGACUCGAUGCUAAGGCCAGCGGGCGUCUGGGAACCAGAGCCAUGGUGUAUUACAUGUCUACCACUAUCAUCGCUGCGAUACUCGGUGUGAUCCUGGUACUCGCCAUCCACCCAGGGAACCCUGCACUGAGGAAGCAACUCGGAGAAGGGAAGAAGAAUGAAGAAGUGUCGAGCUUGGAUGCCUUUCUGGAUCUCAUCCGGAAUCUCUUCCCUGAAAAUUUGGUGCAAGCCUGUUUUCAGCAGAUACAAACAGUGACCAAGAAGGUGGAGAAUCCUCCUGAAGCUAGAAAUGUUUCGAACCUCACUGGCCUCCUCCUGGAGGCAGUGAAUGAAACUCUGGCAGAGUCAGAGGGGCCCAGUUUCACUGUUACAAAGAGCUUGCAGUUCAAGGAUGGCAUGAAUGUGUUGGGUCUAAUUGGAUUUUUUAUUGCCUUCGGUAUCGCAAUGGGGAAAAUGGGGGAGAAGGCAAGGCUGAUGGUGGAAUUCUUCAACAUCCUCAAUGAGAUUGUCAUGAAGUUGGUGAUAAUGAUCAUGUGGUACUCGCCCUUUGGUAUCGCCUGCCUAAUCUGUGGAAAGAUUGUGGCCAUUAAAGACUUGGAGGUCGUUGCUAGGCAACUGGGCAUGUACAUGGUGACUGUCAUCACAGGGCUGAUCAUCCACGGAGGCAUCAUCUUGCCUCUGAUAUAUUUUGUGGUCACGAGAAAAAAUCCUUUCUUAUUCUUAGCAGGCAUCUUCCAGGCCUGGAUCACUGCCUUAGGGACUGCUUCCAGUGCUGGCACUCUGCCAGUCACGUUCCGCUGCCUGGAGGAAAAUCUGGGAAUUGACAAACGAGUGACCCGCUUUGUCCUUCCCGUCGGAGCGACCAUCAACAUGGAUGGAACUGCUCUCUACGAGGCUGUGGCUGCUAUAUUCAUUGCCCAGAUGAACAAUAUUCACUUGGAUGCUGGACAGAUAGUGACAGUGAGUUUGACAGCUACACUGGCCAGUAUUGGAGCUGCGAGUAUACCGAGUGCAGGCCUGGUCACCAUGCUGUUGAUUCUCACUGCUGUUGGCCUUCCCACACAAGACAUCAGUCUCCUUGUAGCUGUUGACUGGCUCCUAGACCGGAUGAGGACCUCUGUGAAUGUCGUUGGUGACUCUUUUGGAGCUGGCAUCGUCUUCCAUCUUUCGAGGGAUGAACUGGCAAACAUUGACGCCCAGCAUGCCCGGCUCGAAGAGGAGAGGUUGCUGAAGGCUGUCGUGAUGCAUGAUGGCACAAAAGCCUACCAGGAGAAUAACUCGAACCCUGGCAAUUACUCAGGCAACAACACGGUGGAAGGGAAGGAUGGCAAGGUGACUAUGGCCAAAAAUGGCACAGCUGCUGACUACACAAUUGUUGAGGAGGAACCAUGGGACCGCGAGUGCUGAGGGGACACAGAGAGAGAGAGAGAGAAAGAGAGAGACAGAAAAAGAGGGACACCCAAUCCCAUCACCCAUGAGCUCCCUCCCUCCUGAAAUGCGCUUCUGCUGAGAUUGUUCAUCCGACAGGAAACAAACAAAAAACACGUCAAAAUCUUUUUCCUUUUUCGUUCUUUUCAUCUAAAUGUGGUUGUUUAGUGUAAGGUCCAAAUAGUGAAUCCUGGAGCUGGUGAAGGGGAUUCUGUUUGGGUUUUACCAGUA
Rhincodon typus (whale shark) is the source of this 2505-nucleotide messenger RNA. It is a transcript of the gene slc1a2a, whose product is annotated as solute carrier family 1 member 2a. Lineage: Eukaryota; Metazoa; Chordata; Chondrichthyes; Orectolobiformes; Rhincodontidae. Gene Ontology annotation, biological process: L-glutamate transmembrane transport. The record is from RefSeq and is a predicted model, not a curated record. Gene Ontology annotation, cellular component: plasma membrane. Gene Ontology annotation, molecular function: glutamate:sodium symporter activity; L-glutamate transmembrane transporter activity; neutral L-amino acid transmembrane transporter activity. The transcript is spliced from 12 exons. Bases 475 to 2253 code for a protein of 592 amino acids.